Molecule: messenger RNA, 1119 nt
Organism: Priceomyces carsonii
Lineage: Eukaryota; Fungi; Ascomycota; Pichiomycetes; Serinales; Debaryomycetaceae
Gene: QCR2
Product: ubiquinol--cytochrome-c reductase subunit 2
Exons: 1
Coding region: 1-1119 (372 amino acids)
Cellular component (GO): mitochondrion
Molecular function (GO): metal ion binding
Source: RefSeq, a predicted model, not a curated record
AUGUUGUCUCGUAUUUCAACCCGUGCUUACAGCGGAGCAGCCCACGGCAUCAAAAUUAACGCUAAAGGAGGUAGUACUGAGUUAUCAUCAUUGACACUUAGGGUUAAUAAUGCAGGGUCUAAGGAAGGUAAAUCAGGAGUUGCCCACUUAUUAGCCAAGCACAGUUUCUUGAACACGGAGCCUAAAUCUGCAUUGAGGUUUACAAGAGAAGCAGAAUUGUUGGGUGCUCUGUUUUCGAGUAAUGUUACCAGAGAUGCGAUUGUAUUGAAAACUCAAUUCUUGAAGGAAGACUUGCCAUACUUUGUGGAAGCCUUGGGCAAUGUUUUAACAAAGACCUCAUUCAGACCUUACGAAUUGCCAGAAAUUGUUUUACCGGCUGCCAAGGAAGAAUAUGAUGCUGCACACGCAGACAAUGCCUUUACAGCCUUGGAGUCUUUACAUGAAUUGUCAUUCAGAAAAGGCUUGGGUCACCCAUUGUACUACGAUGGGUCCUCGAAUGUUACUGCUGAUGAUCUUCAGGAGUUUGCAGCAAAGGUUUACACUUCAGAGAACGUUUCCCUCCAUGCGUUAGGUGUUGAUCAAGACGAUUUGUCCCUGUUCGUCGGUGAAUCUGCCCUCUCCAGCUUACCUACAGGUUCAACGGCAUCCCCUUCAGUUUCAUUCCAUGUUGGUAAAGAAUCCAGAAUUAGAGCUACCGGUAAAUCUGCUGCUUUAAUUGGUGUUCCAGUCAAGCCAGCAGAUUUCGGUAAGUACGAAAUUUUGUCUGCUGCAGUUGGUUCCGCGUUCUUACCAGGUGCCGAAACACCUCUUUCAAAAAUUCCUGGUGCUACUUCACAAUUAUACAAGUAUCAAGAUGCUGGGUUAUUUGUUGUGUCUGUUACCGGUUCUGCUUCAGAUGUGACAAGUGGCAUCAAAGCAGCUAAGAAGGUACUUCAAAGUGUCUCUUCAAGUUCCUUAUCGGAUGCCACCAAAGCUGCAAAGUUGGCUGUUGCCUUACAAAGUACUUACGAUUCUAUUGCCGAUGUUCAAAUUGGCUCAUCAUCUCCUGUCAAGUUCGAUUCUUUCAACUAUGUUGCCAUUGGUAACGUUGAUGUAUUGCCAUAUGCUGAUGAAUUAUAA